Molecule: messenger RNA, 2101 nt
Organism: Gopherus flavomarginatus (Mexican gopher tortoise)
Lineage: Eukaryota; Metazoa; Chordata; Testudines; Testudinidae
Gene: DHRS12
Product: dehydrogenase/reductase 12
Exons: 10
Coding region: 131-1090 (319 amino acids)
Source: RefSeq, a predicted model, not a curated record
ACGGGACCCCGCAGGCAGCUGUGGGUCCGGGCCCGGCGCUGCCUGCCAGGGCGUCUCCCGGCCCGUCGCUUAUUUAACCCCGGGGGCGGGGCGGGGCGGGGCGCUGCUUACACAACGGCGGAGCGGCGCCAUGUCCUGGUACCGGAACGCCGUGUGGUUCCUGAAGGGGCUGCGGGAGUACACCAGGAGUGGCUAUGAUUCUGCAUCCAAACACUUUGUUCCGGCAGAUUUGGAGGUAAAUGUAACUGGAAGAUCCUUCAUGAUUACUGGAGCAAACAGUGGUAUUGGCAAAGCAACUGCAAUGGAAAUAGCAAAGAGAGGUGGCACACUUCAUCUGGUUUGCCGAAAUAAAGAGAGAGCUGAAGAAGCUAAAAGAGAAAUAACAACAGAAACUGGUAAUCGGAAUAUCUUUUUGCACAUUCUGGAUAUGUCUAAUCCCAAGGGAAUUUGGGAGUUUGCUGAAAAAUUCAAGACUGAACAUAAGUUAAAUGUCUUGAUCAACAAUGCAGGCUGCAUGGUAAACAGAAGAGAAUUAACAGAAGAUGGACUUGAAAAGAACUUUGCUACAAAUACCUUGGGUACAUACAUUCUCACAACUGCUCUACUGCCUUUGCUGGCAAACGAAGAUGAUCCCAGAGUUAUAAUUGUCUCUUCAGGAGGGAUGUUGGUUCAGAAAUUGGAUGUAUCUGAUUUGCAGUCCGAAAAUGUAACAUUUGAUGGUACAAUGGUUUAUGCCCAAAACAAGAGACAGCAAGUAGUCUUGACAGAACAAUGGGCUAAAGUGCACAAAAACAUCCAUUUCUCUGCCAUGCAUCCUGGCUGGGCAGAUACACCAGCGGUGAGAUCAGCGAUGCCAGAGUUCUAUGAAAAGAUGAAGAACAAACUGCGCACAGAGGUUCAGGGAGCCGAUACAGUAGUAUGGCUGGCAGUCUCACCUGCAGCAGCUAAGCAAACAAGCGGCCUGUUCUUCCAAGACCGGCACCCUGUUUCUACCCACUUGCUCUUGGCCAGAACAUAUUCAUCACCAGAGGAGGAAGAGAAGCUAAUAGAAGCUUUGGAAGAGCUUUCCCAGAAAUUUAAACCUGCUUGAUCAUGUCCUCUGUAGGCAUUUAUCACUACUCAGUUGAACAGAAAUGAAGCUUUAACUUACAAUACUAGCAAAACUGUAUUACACCUGUUACAAAUAUGAGGGGAAGAGAACAAGUUUGCUACAACUAAUAUUAUAAAAGGUGAACUAUCAUUCUACUUAAAUAUAUGUUGUAAUGCAGGCUUUCAUAAGAUAGCAUAAGCUAUUAAGCAGUUGCCUGUGAAUUCAGAUUUUGCUCCCCUGAAGUCCUACCUCCUUCAUGUCAUACAUUAAGGUACAUUCACCUUGCUUCAAGUAUGUACAGGAAACAGCAGAGGGAGGUAUUUCAGCAUUGAGUUGCUCAUAUGUCCCUGUAACAAGCAUGUUGUAGUCUAGCACCAUUACUAAUUAAAGUUCAUUUCCUAGUGACUGCAGCCCCACCUGUUUAGGGGCAGUCACUUAGUUCAGGGGUAGAUAACCCCUCAUUUUCAGUGGCACUCGUAUUGGCUGGGUCCUGGACACUGGUUUGGGAGGGCUCUGUAUUUUGAUUUAAUUUUAAAUGAAGCAUCUUAAACAUUUUAAAAACCUUAUUUACUUUACUUACAAUAGUUUAGUUAUAUAUUAGAGACUUAUAGAAAGAAACCUUCUAAAAACAUUAAAAUGUAGUACUAGCUUGCAAAACCUUAAAUUAGAGUGACCAAAUGAAGACUUGGCACCCCACUUCUGAAAGGUUGCCAAUCUCUGACUGACUUAGUGCUUGGUUAGACUUUAGCAAAACCUAGAGUGGAGAUAGUGGCAGUGGCAGUAUUCUCCCCUUGCACUCACAACUCAGCCACUGCUUUAUACCAGUAGAGGACUGGUCUGUAUGUGAAAAAUGAAGGUCAGAAGUGCUUGGUCAUUAGACGGUGCUUUUUCCAAGACCAGAAGUGCUAGACUGCUGUCUGGGAAGGCUAUUAGUCCUUUUCAGUCUGAUUUUUCUAAAUGAUCUUUUAUUUAUAGCAAGCUACUUUGGAGGCUAAACCAGUACCUUUCCCU